Messenger RNA from Radiomyces spectabilis, 1874 nucleotides. RefSeq names its product tRNA-I(6)A37 thiotransferase enzyme MiaB. Gene Ontology annotation, cellular component: mitochondrion; cytosol. The transcript is spliced from 8 exons. Gene Ontology annotation, biological process: tRNA modification; negative regulation of cyclin-dependent protein serine/threonine kinase activity. Bases 37 to 1767 code for a protein of 576 amino acids. The record is from RefSeq and is a predicted model, not a curated record. NCBI's taxonomy places the organism in Eukaryota, Fungi, Mucoromycota, Mucoromycetes, Mucorales, Radiomycetaceae. Gene Ontology annotation, molecular function: 4 iron, 4 sulfur cluster binding; tRNA-2-methylthio-N(6)-dimethylallyladenosine(37) synthase activity.
CUCGUGCAGCCGAUCUUGGAAUCAAGUCCGUACAACAUGCAGCGAUCCCGUUCUGUUAUCAAGCAAGGGCAUACUCUGAUACGUCCCAAUAUAACCCUAUGCUCACGAUCGUUGGCCACGGCAGCGGCGGCGGUUCCUUCAGUAGCCGCCAAGAAGCGGAGACAGCUUGUUUUCGACAAUCGCACACCGUCCUUGAAAGAUUUCUUGGCACAGCAAUAUCAAUCCAAGGAAAUCAACCGGGAUCUGGUCCGCCCAGACAACAUUCCAUACCUUACUACCCAUGGACCCAAUUGGGGUGCGGGCCGGAAGUUCCAUAUCGAAGUAUACGGUUGUCAAAUGAAUGUCAACGAUACUGAGAUUCUGAAUGCCAUCAUGACCGAAUCGGGCUAUGAACGUACCGAUCGCAUGGAAGAAGCAGAUAUUAUUUUUCUCGUGACAUGCGCUAUCCGGGAAAAUGCAGAAACUCGUAUUUGGGAUCGACUAAAAUUUUUGCGUCAUUUCCGUACGAAGGUCAAUGUGGAUCGACCACCGCUUGUUGGUGUAUUAGGGUGCAUGGCGGAACGAUUAAAGGCUAAAAUGCUUGAAGAGGAUCGUUUGGUGGAUAUUGUGUGUGGCCCUGAUGGAUAUCGCUCCAUUCCGCAUCUUAUUUCUCUGGCGAAAAAUGAAUACCAUCACGGUGUGGCGAAUGUCAUGCUUUCAGCCGACGAAACUUAUGCCGAUAUCAUGCCAAUGCGAUUGGACAAUGACAAUGUGUCUGGAUGGGUAUCGAUUAUGAGAGGAUGUAACAAUAUGUGCAGUUUUUGUAUCGUACCUUUCACUCGUGGUAAUGAACGAAGUCGACCGAUCGAUUCCAUCGUGGACGAGGUUCGAUACUUGAGCGAUCAAGGAGUGAAAGAGGUGACUGUACUCGGACAAAACGUGAAUUCUUACCGUGAUACGUCGGAAUCCACCUAUUAUCAGUCGCAAGGAAACAAGGGACAGGAAUUGAGUAAUCCCGGUUUCAAGACGAUCUAUAAGCGCAAAGAUGGCGGUCGCCGAUUCACCGAACUCCUGGAUAAAAUCAGUCUUAUCAAUCCUGAAAUGCGUAUUCGAUUUACGUCUCCUCAUCCAAAGGACUUUCCUACGGAUCUUCUGCAUUUGAUUGCAUCACGACCCAACUUGUGCAACUCCAUUCACAUGCCUAUCCAGUCAGGAAGCACCAGUGUCUUGGAAAGAAUGCGCCGAGGUUACAGUCGUGAAGCGUACCUGAGAUUAGUGGAAGAGAUGCGCAGUAUUAUCCCUGAUGUAUGGAUUAGCAGUGAUUUCAUUGUUGGUUUUUGCGGCGAAACAGAAGCCGAGCAUCGUGAUACAGUGUCAUUGAUGGAGCAGGUCAAGUAUGAUAUGGCGUUUAUGUUUGCUUACAGUAUGCGUGAGAAAACUCAUGCUCAUCGUCGUUACAUCGACGAUGUUCCUGAAGCGGACAAGGCUCGGCGUUUGCAGGAAAUUGUGGACACGUAUCAUCGUUGCGCAGCGGAGAAAAAUCAAGGACUCAUUCGUUCACGACAGCUUGUGUUGAUCGAUUCUGAACGAACCAAGAUGAAGCAUGGCAAGGAAACGCGGAUCAGCGGACGGACGGAUGGUGGACACAAGGUGUUCAUUGCACAAGAUACCGUAGAUGAGUCUCUGGGCAAAGGCGACUUUGUUGAAGUCCAAAUCGAUCACGUUACCAGUGCCAGCUUAACAGGGACGUUAAUAGGAAGGAGCAGUAUUUCCCAAUUCAAUCGAUAGAUCAUUAUUUUCUUAUGUUAGCAUGCGCAUUUCAUUCAUUCUAGACUUUUUUAGACCUAAAGCUAUAGAAAUCUACAUAUCCUUUUUUUCUUUACCACUUAAUCGAG